AAAAAAAACCAAUAAAAGCAAUGUAGACACAGAUAAUGAUUUAAUGUGUAGCUGUUUUAUUGUUUUUUGCUGUGCAUGUUGAUGUUUGAUAAUGGACAACAAAGAUUUAUCCCGGAGUUCGGUCGCGUAAACAGCGUCACAUCCUCUUCCUUUUGCAGUUUUUAGGGGCCUGGAAGAAACGAAAAGAAGGUGCAUGUAAGUUAGCGGCUUUGCUACGCUUUCAAACUAUUCACAGUGUGUCCGGAGCGGGUGCUGCCUCCCGACAAGUAAGAGGAAAUAAUCCGUUUUUCGUCGAUACUGCGAGUGUGAGUCUGAGUGUGCAGCUGUCGGGUGCGGGCCGUGCUAAGGGAUCGUCUUAAAAUAUGUGCUAGGAAAUAAACGUCGAGGUACGCAGCAGCAGAAGUGAAACCGAAGGGAUGCCUGCAGCAGAGAGCAACCAUGCCCAGCGUGUCCUGUCCUCCCUGAACCAGCAGAGGGCAGUAGGGAGGUUUUGUGAUGCAGUGUUGAAUGUGGGAGGUGGAGUGGUCUACCUGGCACAUCGCAACAUCCUUUCCUGUUUCAGUGAACUGUUCCAACAGUCCAACAUGCCCACUGCAACAUGCAUGGAGUUCUGCCUUCAGGAGUGCCCCAAUGAUGGCCUGGAGCUGCUCCUGAACUAUGUCUACACCGGAGAGCUGAAGUUGAAUCCUGACAACCUGGACAAGGUGCAGCACGCAGCGGCCAGCCUGUGUGUACCAGAAGCACUUGCGCUCUGUCAGCAGUUCAAGGAAACCUCUGAGGAUCCUGUUCCUUUCAAGCGUAAAAGAGGAAGACCUAGAAAGUCUACAUCAGAUAUAACUCCUUGUUCAGUCAAGGAAGAAAAUGUGCAUACAAUCGCAAAAGAUGAGUCCAGCUUUGACACUGCCACAGCCAAUGUUAGCAUGGCUGCCGCCGCCGCCACCACCACCACCACCCGCUCCGGUCGUGUAGUGAAGGGCCCCAGGCGACUGGUGACGGAUGGGAGCCCCAUCACUGAUCUUACAGCCUCUGAAAAAUCCAGCAAGAGGCCUCCACUUAUUCCCACGGAGAGAGAAAGUGGGGAUGUUGUGGAGAACCAAAGCUCAGAUCAGCCAACUGGUGAACCUGAGGUAACAGAGCUGCAGAUCGACGAAAAUGAUAAUGGUGUAAGCCAUGUAAUAGGAGAAGUAGAAGAAGAAGAAGAUGAUGAUGUGGGGGAUUUUGAAGGCAUCACUGAAGACACAGAUGAGGAGUACGUGCCCAUUGCCGAGCCCAGUUCCCUAGCCCCAUCAACAUCAACAGCACGGAAGCGCAAGGCCCUGUCUAAAACAGACAAAAACGAGAACGGCGAGGCCGUGGAAGAAGACUCGAAGAAAGACUCUGUGCAGUGUCCCAUCUGUGGCAAAUCCUUCAAGAGCAAAUACUACCUCAAAGUCCACAACAGGCGGCAUACAGGGGAGAGGCCCUUUGGUUGCCUUAAAUGUGGAAAGAGGUACUUCAGGAAGGAGAAUCUUUUGAUACAUGAGAUAAGAGACUGUGCUAGAGUACAGACGUACACCUGCCCGACAUGCUCCUCAACAUUUAAUGGAAAAGAAGAGCUCCGUUUGCACGUUGUCUCCCACACAGGAGAUAUGCCCCACAAGUGUUCAACGUGUCCUGAACAGUUUAUGCACAAGAAAAGCUUGACGAUUCACAUGAUGAAGGUCCAUGGUUAUCCCAAACCACAUGCAUGUCCCCAGUGCCCCAAAACCUUCCUAACUCGGACAGAGCUGCGAGUGCACGAAGCGGCCAAACAUCGAGGCGAGAAGCCGUUUGUGUGUGAGGAGUGUGGCCAUCGAGCAUCUAGUCGAAAUGGCCUGCAGAUGCAUAUCAAAGCCAUUCACAGAAAUGAACGGCCGUUUGUGUGUAACUUAUGUGGCCAUGCAUUCUCCCAGAAGAACAACCUAAACAUGCAUCUGCGUAUACACAGUGGGGAGAGGCCAUACCAAUGCCAUCUCUGUGGCAAAACCUUCAGGACGCAAGCCAGUCUAGAUAAACACAACCGGACACACACUGGCGAGCGUCCUUUUAGCUGUGAUGUUUGCGAGCAGCGCUUCACAGAGAAAGGCGCCCUCGUCCGGCACAAGGCCAGCAAGCACGAGGAGGGCCGUCCCCACUGUUGUCACAUAUGUGGCAAAACGUUCAAAGCGAGGGAGCAACUUCGUGUUCAUCUGCGUCGCCAUAAGGGCAUGAGGAAGUUCGAGUGUAUAGACUGCGGCUACAAGUUCACCCGGCAGGCGCACUUGCGACGACACAUUCAAAUCCACAAACGCACUGAGAACUACAACCCUCGGCAGAGAAAACUGAGGAACGUGAUAGUGCAGGAUGUGGACCGCAGUCCUGGAGAGACCGAGAACACUGAAGCGUUGGAAGCCUCGCUGAUCGGGGAGGAGACAGAUUACGUCCCAGAGUCCGCCGACAUCCAAGAAUCCACAAACCCAGAGCCUGACUCCGGGAUAGGCCUCAGUUCUAACUGCAUAGUGAGGGUGGUGAUCGAGCCGAGUGUCGCGGUCAUGGAGGAGGUGGUGUCCAACCAGAACCUGGGUCAUGUCGAGGCAGCUGAGAGUUUCUCCGUGCCAGAAGUCUUACAGCAAACGCAGCUGGUCACCGAGGCGUACGAGUCCACGAUGGAUAUGGAGGGAAUCGUUGAGAAUUUAUCAGAGAGUAAGACUUGAAGACUGCAAGGCCCACUCAGAGCUCACUCAAACCCACUCGAACCUGAAUGAGAAGCACUUAAAUGUGACAUAAGGGAUUAUGAGGAACACCCUUUAAAUAUCUGGUCUCACAGAUUCGAAGAUAAAGAAACAGCAAAGUCACUGUUGAGUGUGUACACCUGCAAGAGAAGAGCAGCCAUAUUUCUCAUGCUUUUAGUAGUUAAGGCAGUAAUGAACUGCAUGCUUAUGAAGGCUGGUUGAAUAUGAAAUAAUGCUUGUUUUUUGUUGAGUCUUUUUUUUUUAUGUGCUUACUGCAGUUGGACUCUGGAAAACCAGUAAUAAGUUAUCCUCACUAAAGGUAUUAAAGGAAUAGUUCGACAUUUUGGGAAAUACACUCAGGCGGUCUACAGUCAAAUGGUAACUAAAAUCUGCACCAGCACCUCGAGAGCUCACUAAUUAACUGGUUGGAUCUCGUUUGUUAAAUAUGUACAAAAACCAAAGUGUAAAAACGACAACUGCAGUUAAAUGGAAAUGAGUAUUUACUGACCACGGCUGGUAACUUCCUGGUGUUUCCACUGGUUGCCCUGCAUUUACUCAGAGCUCACUGGAGACUUGACGAACAAAAAAUAUGUAACAUGCUAAUUAGUGAGUUUUAGAGGAGUUGGUAGAAAGAUUUAGUUAAAGAUCCCCUCCAGACAUGUGUUUAUAACAUAUAUAAAUAGUCUGCUUGGAACAAUCUAUGAAUCUAUGAGUAUGUAAAUGUUAAGUUUUCCUGCUGGACACCAGAUGCCUCCUACUUCACUUUAAAGUCCAUACUCAGUGUCUGAGCACUGGUGGCUUCAAGUUUCUACAUCACACUUAAAUAAUAAUAAAUUGCAUAUUGGACUAGGAUUGACUUCCAGACUAUUUGAAACGUCAUAAAUCAUGCUCCUUAAAAUCAGACUCUCAGUGAGCAGAGAAACUUUCCACUUUCAGUAGAUUAAUGUGAAAACAUCUUUCUAGUGUAAAACUGCACAUACACUAUUCAGCACAGUGAAGGUCAAACAUCCAAAUGUAGGAACAGGAAGAAAAAUAUAUUUUCGAGUAGAGGGGGACUUUUAAGUUUAAAUACGACCAGGCUAGCUGUUUCCCCGUUUCCAGUCUUUGUGCUAAGCAAUGCUAACCAUCUGUUGACUGUAGCUUCAUAUUUACCAUACACAGAAGUAUCAAUCUUCUCCCUGCAAGAAAGCGUAUUUCCCAAAGUGUCAAACUUUAAGGUGGAUGUUUGUAGAGACGCUGACUGUGGGGCUCUUACCAGGGCAGAUAUACACUACUCACAAAAAGUUAGGGAUAUUCGGCUUUCGGAUGAAAUUUCAGAAUGUACAUAAAUUGCACUAUAACCUUUCCAGGUGAUCUUAAUUUGACCUUCUACUUAAAUGCCCUACUUUCAUGAUAUAAUAUCACUGUAGCAUCAACUUUUUACAUUUUCCAUAAAUUUCACCCGAAAGUGAAAUAUCCCUAACUUUUAGUGAGUAGUGUAUGUCUGUAUAUGGACAGGCUGGGUAGAGUUACGCUGUGGUGUUUUUUCACCACUAGUAGCGCUAUGGACCAAUGUUUUUAUGUGUGGGGUUUUUGUUGCAUGCAACUGAGGACACAGGUGACCUACUCCCUGCUAUCUGUCUGACCAACAGUUGAUGGCAAUAACGCGCAAGAAGCAACAAUGCUGCUGCAAAGGUAGUGAAGAAGAAGACUGCCAGUAUGCAAACAUGGAUGGAAAUAAUGUUAAAAUUGGUUUAACAAUUAUGUUAUGCAGAAAGAGAUGCAUUCAAUGUCUGUUUGACCUAAAGGAUACACGUGUAAUUGUAAAGUUUUGUUUGUUGACAAGAAAACUCCACAGGGCACCUUUUAAUGUUUAAAAAACCAAUUCAUUUGUUAAAUUUAAUUUAUACUGUCCUUAUAAACAGGUUGUAACAUGCAGAUUGUUUACAGACAUCCUUUCUUGGAAUUAAGAGGCUACACAGGUUAAUGAUUUUUUUAUGUUAAAAUAUUCAGCUUUAUAGGGGAAUGCAUUAGCUUACUCUUAAUAUUUAUUUAAAAAAAACGUAAUGCAUUAUGUCUUUUCACACUUGGCUGCAACCUGCUAACAGCUCAUCAAAUGUGACCCAGCAGAAUAAACUCUCAGACCUG
Molecule: messenger RNA, 4856 nt
Organism: Dicentrarchus labrax (European seabass)
Lineage: Eukaryota; Metazoa; Chordata; Actinopteri; Moronidae
Gene: zbtb48
Product: zinc finger and BTB domain containing 48
Exons: 11
Coding region: 417-2711 (764 amino acids)
Biological process (GO): regulation of transcription by RNA polymerase II
Cellular component (GO): nucleus
Molecular function (GO): protein binding; DNA-binding transcription activator activity, RNA polymerase II-specific; RNA polymerase II cis-regulatory region sequence-specific DNA binding
Source: RefSeq, a predicted model, not a curated record